AUGGAGCGAUGUCCUGACUGCCCAUGCAGCGCGCCACUAAUGUUGUUCACUUCGAAGGAGGUCAAGAAUGGCAACUAUGGGCACGAGUUCGUGAAAUGCGAGAGCAAGCCAGAGGGGCAGAUCAUGAAGAAAUGCACACAUUUUGAAUGGCUGGAUGACUACGUUAAGCGGAUUCAAUUCAAUGGGGCCCCAACCCGUGAGCUCAAUCUGCCGUCAGCAACAAUGAAUUUGGUCUCUAAAAGUGUUGCUCUAAAGGGGGAAAUAAAGAAGAUGAACAAGAACUUUAAGCAGAUUAUUCAAUUGAACAAGCAGGCGAAUCUGAUAGCUUUAGGAUUUUAUCCCUUUUAUUUUUGUGUAGUUGCUGUAGGAUUUGCUUAA
Messenger RNA from Triticum turgidum subsp. durum (durum wheat), 378 nucleotides. The record is from the annotation of a GenBank genome assembly. NCBI's taxonomy places the organism in Eukaryota, Viridiplantae, Streptophyta, Magnoliopsida, Poales, Poaceae.